This is a messenger RNA of Ectocarpus siliculosus, 1026 nucleotides long. The record is from the annotation of a GenBank genome assembly. Lineage: Eukaryota; Phaeophyceae; Ectocarpales; Ectocarpaceae.
AUGCCGUUGACGAUCGAGCCCGGGGGGGAUUGCGUGCCGACGGAGCUGGAGAAAAAGAGGGCUAAGCUGGAGAAGUACAGAUACGAGUGCAGCGAGGUGUCAAGCUCGUUUCUUUACGUCUCGGGCGAAGACGCGGCGAAGCAGCAGGGGUUGGUGGCCAGCAAGGGCAUCACGCACAUCAUCAACUGCGCUGGGCCUCAGUGCCCAAACUAUCUGGAAUAUACUGGGCGGUUCAACUUCUUGCGGCUGAACUUCUACGACCACCGAACGGAGGACUGUGCGUGGUUCAUGUACAAGGCCUUUGACUUCAUGAAGGCCGCGGAGGAGCAACGAGGGAGGGUGCUAGUGCACUGCGUGCAAGGGGUUUCCAGGUCGUGCACGCUGGCGAUCGCGUGGCUGAUGCUCACGAAGGGGGUAGACUACGACGAGGCGUACCUGAGGGUGCGCCAGGGCAGGCCGAUCUGCGCGCCCAACACGGGCUUCAUCUGCAGCCUCCUAGAGUGGCAGCGAAGAAGGCAGCAGCCGCCCUCUUCGCCGUUGCUCUACCGGACGGCGUGGCACGUACCCCUCUUCCCGAACGACCUUGUCCUCAAGAUCUGCAUCCACGAGAGCGACCGAACGAACGUCAAAGCCACCCUGGCGGCUCUCGACUCCCGCGGCUGCUACCUUCUCGUCGUCCCGGCCACCGCCGGCGGCGGCGGCGGGGGGAGGGCAAAGGCGACAGUCAGCAUGGGAGUGAUCCCGUCCAGAAUCCGAGGAGGCUUCGCCCCUUCCUGUUCCUCGACCAGCCGCCUGUCGACCCCGUCCCCCGCGGCGGCGAGGGCGAGGGCGGCGGCGGCGGCGGCGGUGAUCGCGAACGCUAAGGCGGUGGCGGCGGUAGCGGCGGCGAAGGAGGCGCAGGCGGUGGCGGCGGCGGCAUCGGCGGAGGAGGCGGUGAUGGUGGCGAAGGCCGUCGAGGACCGGCGUCUCUGUGCCGUGGACGUGGCGAGAGUCGGAGGUCUCGGCGAGAGGCGCGCCCAAGGCUAG